AUGGCCGCGGCGCUUGUGCCGAGCGGCUCUACUGGCCCCACCUCCGAGCUCGUGGACGCGGCGGAGCUGGGGCCCGCGGCGAACAGGCGGAUGGAGCCUCGGCCGGAGCCACUGUGGAAGAGGAAGGACGCUCUGGCCCGCAAGGCGGCGCGCGGUCCCCUUGGUCGGCGGAACGGGCGCCCAGAGGAUGGGUCCAAGACCGCCGUCCGCACGAAGGGUGCCAGUUACCACGGCGAGUGGGCAAACGACGAGAAGACUGGCUACGGGGUGCAGGUCUUCCCCAGCGGCCAGAAGUACGAGGGCCAGUGGAGCAUGGGCCUCCGCGACGGCGAGGGGACUCUGUGGGUGCCGACCGGGAGGGCCGGCAAGUUGCGCAAACUGUACGUGGGGACCUGGAAGGACGACAGGCGGCACGGGAAGGGCACGUGCUUCUUCAAGACCGGGGAGUUCUACCAGGGCUCUUGGGAGUUCGGAAGGAUGCACGGCCAUGGUACGAUGCGGUACGCCAACGGCGACCUGUACAUCGGUGAGUGGCACGACGGGCUGCGCUCGGGCCAGGGCACCCUCACCAAGGCCAGCGGCGACACCUACGAAGGCUGCUGGCUCGACGACAAGCGCGAAGGCACAGGGUCCCACUUCUACGCCGAGAGCGGGAAAGUAUUCGUCGGCGAAUGGGCCAACGAUCUGCCGAAGGCGGGCGUCUUCACGCAGGCCAGCCCGAACCCGGACCAGGCAGUGGUGGUGCCGGUCACAACCACCCUCCCGCAGGUGAAACUGGACCGGCCGGUGGAGGUCGUCGAGGCCGCGCAGGCGGCCGCGCGCGCAGGCCGCAGGGGCUUCCGAGCGCAGGCGACGCCCGCGGAAAGGCUCUUCUCGCAGGAGGAGAUCGACGCGCUGCAGGACGCCUUCCAGGGCGUCCAGCGCGACGGCGUCAUCCGCCCGGAGGAUCUCCAGGACUUGUGCCAGAACCUCGGUACCGAGGUCGACGCCCCCAGGCUGGAGAGGCUGCUCGGAGACCUCGGCUUCGUGGAG
Molecule: messenger RNA, 1032 nt
Organism: Prorocentrum cordatum
Lineage: Eukaryota; Dinophyceae; Prorocentrales; Prorocentraceae
Source: the annotation of a GenBank genome assembly